UCGGUCAACCAAGUUCCAAUUUCAACUGGACCUUAUGCAACGUUUACAUUUGUGGACAUUUUCUAUUUCGCACUUUUUUUUCGCUUUGGCAUACAGAAAUAGUAACAAUUUGCGCAUUAGUAGGUGAAUACUGCUCUUAUAUUGGUAUGGAGGUAUUGCAGAGGCAAGAUGAGUUCUGAUACAGAUCAUGCCGUGAACUUCUUGAGUAAUGCUUCCUCCAAACUGGCCGACGCCGCCAAUUCGAGCUCCGCGGGGAACGGGACCGAGCCGAGCUCGUUCAGCCUCGGCCGCGCGCUUCCGCUGGGCAUGGUUCUGGGCGCUUUUAUUGUGUUUGCCAUCGUGGGCAACAUUCUCGUUAUUCUCGCCGUAGUGUGCAACAGGCACCUGCGCAUCCCAACCAACUACUUCAUCAUCAAUCUAGCCAUGGCAGACCUGUUGCUGAGCACAACUGUCCUGCCGGUGUCCGCCACGCGUGAAAUUCUUAACUACUGGGUGUUCGGGAGGAUUUUCUGUGACAUCUGGGCUGCGGUGGAUGUGCUGUGCUGCACCGCGUCCAUCAUGAGCCUGUGCGUGAUCUCCAUAGACCGCUACAUCGGGGUGCGUUACCCGCUGCAGUACCCGAGCAUCGUGACCGAGAAAAGGGCGCUCCUAGCCAUGCUGGGUGUUUGGGUUCUUGCCUUUGUCAUCUCCAUAGGACCUCUGCUCGGGUGGAAAGAUCCUCCUUCAGAGGAUGACACCGUGUGCCCCAUCACAGAGGAGCCGUUUUACGCGCUCUUCUCCUCGCUGGGCUCCUUCUAUAUCCCUUUAGCGGUGAUUCUGGUCAUGUAUUGCCGCGUGUAUAUAGUUGCCAAAAGAACCACGAAAAACCUCGAGGCUGGAGUGAUGAAGGAGCGCAUGGACACCAAUGAGCUGACGCUUCGGAUUCAUUAUAAAGGCUCUCAGACGCAGGAUCUCUGCAGCAAAGGCCACAUGAGGAGCUCGCUGACAGUCAAAUUUCUCAAGUUUUCUAGAGAAAAGAAAGCUGCUAAAACGCUUGGUGUUGUUGUGGGCAUGUUCAUCCUGUGCUGGUUACCAUUUUUCCUCGCACUACCCAUCGGGUCAUUUAACACCAGUUUACGUCCUCCUGAAACAUUCUUCAAAGUGAUCUUCUGGCUGGGCUACUUCAACAGCUGCUUGAACCCCAUUAUUUACCCCUAUUACAGUCGUGAGUUCAAGCAGGCCUUCAUUCGGAUCCUGCAGUGCCAGUGUCAGCAGAGGAAACAACAGGGCUGGAGAGCAUACAACUACCGCGUCCAGACAGGCUCGGCCAACCAGGUCUACACAGAUACCAGCUCCAUUUGCAUGAACAGCAGUCAGCAGACCCUUGCCCCAGUGCAACCCAGCCCGACGUUAUUCAGCAGAGUUGUGGGCUCUCGUCCGGCAUCAGACCUUCUUCCAGGCUGGGGCUGUACUUCCUCUUCCUCUUCCUCCCGAUCUGGCAGCCCUUUUCCUGGUAUGAUGAGAUCCAGUUCUAGGGCGAUGAGUACCUGCAAAUUUAACAGGAUGGCUUUGCUUUUCUCCAGUGGGUCCCAACAUGCCGAUGGACAGAACGGGAAGCUAGAGGCAGAGCAUGGGCCGAUGUCUAUACAUACACCUGAGACUACAAUCUAGCUGGGUGUUAAUAGAUAUUCAUGCUCCUGAUUUGUCUGUCUUUCUGUUCUUUCUGGAUGGAUCUGAUUCAUUAUUAUAGACGUGAAAUACAUUGUGUGUCUUGUCAUGCAUGUCAGCAUUCUUUAAUUUGAGAGUUGCAGUCGCUAUGUUAGAGAUAAUGUACAGUCAGCCGGUAAUGAUCACAAAACAAAACCCAACAAGGUGAUAAGGAUGCAGACACCAAUAAGUAAAUAAAUAAAUGGACAUGAAAUAUUGAUUUGAGUUGAUAUUAUUUUAUCUGCAUAAUUGUCUUAAAGCUUCUUCUAAAAAAAAAAAAACAUUGUAACAUAUAUAUAUAUAGUAUAUAGUAAUAUUAGUAACACGUAAGUUCUCUGAGUUCUCUGAGUCUAAGAUGCAAGAUGGCAGUAAAAUGUAUUUUAAAAAAUGUGUUUUAAAAUUGUAAAAGAUGUUAAUCGCUUUGAUGAGGGAAACAAUCUCUUAAAGUAUUGGGAAAGACAUAGAUUAAAAAACAUAGAGAUAAUUAUUAAAAGAUGCUGAUUAUGUAAAUACAAACUUUUUUUUUAACGUUAAUUACAAAUCAUAUUGUAUGAGAGUGAAUUUACAGUGCUGAGUUUACAGUUAAGAGUUGUUAUGAUAUGAUUGUUUGUCACAGUUUUUGAUUGAUGGAAGUUUCUUUGGAGAGUCAUGUGUAAUGUAAUUUUUCCAUCAGGCAUUUUCAUGUAAAACAUGAUUAUUUAAACUAUACGUUGAAAUCAUGUGGGAAAGGCGUAUUCCAUCGAUUAACAACCUCAUAGUUCAUGUUAGGAUUGUCUGUAAAGGUUUAAAAGUUACAGUUAAUAUCGAUUCCCCUAUUGAGAAAAUGAAAUGGAACUUUUACUGUUGCAUUCUAAGACUAUAGAGCAGUGUUUACUAGAUUGAACUAGUUUACUUUUCUGAAAUAAAAAAUACCUGUGCCAGAUUUAAAUAGUUAAUUAUGGCGGAAAGCAUCAUCACAGUCUGUGAAAGAAUGUCUGUGCAUUCCAGAGACGGAAGGAUUGGAAAUCUGAAAAGCCGAAAUCAGAUUUUAACAAAAGUAUCAGUAUUAUUGUGUACAUGUGUUUAUUGGUUGUGGUGGCUGUGAAUGUAGUAACAUUUGCAUGAACAAAGGGAUCAGCUCUGCACCUGGACUUGCUGCACAGCUGUGAGCAGCUCUGAUAAAACUCACUGUGACUUGCUCACUGGUCUGUUCACCUCCUUUAUUUAUUUCCCUUUUUGAUCUUCGUGUUAUUCUUCAGAUUGUGCUUAUCGGACUGGUCAAGAUCAUCCCGUUAUAUUCAUAGUUAGAGGUAAAUCCGUGACGCCUUGUGAUUUCCAGUUCAAUAGGUGAGGGUUUUGAAGAUGUCAGAUGUCUAAACUGAUUUCGGUUUGCGGUCAUUACAACACACUUUUUAACAAAUGAAUGGAUGGCAUGAAAAGCUAAUGUCUGACUGAACAAUUCAAGGCACAAACCAACAUUGUGUGUGCUCUGAACCAGCAAAUUGGAUUCUUUCAAAGUGUAAAUGUGUUAUACAACAAGACUUUGUACUUAACAAGAAAAUGUGGUCAUUGGUUCUGCAUUUACUGUUCGAUCGCAGUGGCUAUAAAAGGAAAAUAUAGUUCACUUUAAAUUUAAUUCAGCCGUAAUUAGUUUGGUUUGUGCAACCGAAAAGUUUAAGGGAAACAUCAGUGCUUCAUUAACAAAAGAAGAAUGUGUACAUUUCUCCUGAUAUGCUUUUCUCCUUGUACAUUUUAUUUACUAAGUGAACCAUAAAAAAUACGUCUCCAUAUAUUUAGUGUUAUAUUGUGGGCUGUAGUUUCAUUUCUCUCGAGACAAGUGUAUAAUGAAGAAAUACAUUUAAUUUGUGAAGCUCCCUGAUGCAAUGAUUUUGUAAAGUAUGUAUUCUAUUA
Messenger RNA from Carassius gibelio (silver crucian carp), 3576 nucleotides. Its product is annotated as alpha-1A adrenergic receptor. The transcript has 2 exons. Gene Ontology annotation, cellular component: membrane. Gene Ontology annotation, biological process: positive regulation of cytosolic calcium ion concentration; cell-cell signaling; adenylate cyclase-activating adrenergic receptor signaling pathway. Bases 169 to 1650 code for a protein of 493 amino acids. Gene Ontology annotation, molecular function: alpha1-adrenergic receptor activity. The record is from RefSeq and is a predicted model, not a curated record. NCBI's taxonomy places the organism in Eukaryota, Metazoa, Chordata, Actinopteri, Cypriniformes, Cyprinidae.